CGAUGCCUGACGACGCUGGACCUGACCUCACUGGGCGUGGGCAGCUGUGUUGGCACCGGUAUGUAUCUGGUGGCCGGCAUGGUGGCGAGAAACUUCGCCGGCCCAGGGGUCAUCUUCUCCUUCAUCAUCGCCGCUAUCGCAUCGCUCUUCUCGGGCGUAUGCUACGCGGAGUUCGGCGUGCGGGUUCCGCACACAACGGGCUCUGCAUACAUGUACAGCUACGUGACGGUGGGCGAGUUCGUGGCCUUCGUGAUUGGCUGGAACAUGAUCCUCGAGUACCUGAUCGGCUCGGCGGCCGGUGCUUGCGCCAUCAGCGCCUGCAUCGACGCCAUGCUGGGAGGCGCCAUCAGCGAAGCCUUCCGGAACACCUUCGGAACCAUCAUUGGCCACACACCAGACCUGCUGGCCGGCAUCAUCACUGUGCUGAUGAGUGCGCUCAUGCUUGCCGGCGUCAAGAAGUCGCUGCUGUUCAACAAUAUUCUCAACUGCCUCAACUUUGCCGUGUGGGUGUUCAUCAUGGGUGCCGGACUCUUCUACAUCAAUACUGAUAACUGGACCAAGCACGGGGGAUUCCUUCCUUUUGGCUGGUCCGGGGUUAUGGCCGGCGCUGCAACGUGCUUCUACGCGUUCAUCGGCUUCGACAUCAUCGCCACGACGGGCGAGGAGGCGGAGAACCCCAAGGUUGCCAUACCCACGGCCAUCAUCCUCAGUCUGGCCAUCGUGCUCACCGCAUACAUCACCUCCAGCAUGAUGGUGACGCUCAUCGUGCCGUACAGCCAAAUCAACGCCGGCGCGGGCCUGGUGGAGAUGUUCGCGCAAAGAGGUGCCUACUCCUGCCACUACAUCGUGGCCCUCGGAGCGCUCGCGGGCCUUGUGGUCUCCAUGCUGGGCUCCAUGUUCCCCAUGCCACGCGUGGUGUACGCCAUGGCCAAGGACGGCCUCAUAUUCAGGGCCCUGUCCAAGGUGUGGCCAGUGACGGAGACGCCCGCGUUCGCCACUCUUCUGCUGGGUGGAGCCACUGCUGUCGUCUCCAUCGUCCUGAGCCUCGACGUCCUCGUCGAAAUGAUGUCCAUAGGCACGCUGAUGGCGUACACGCUGGUGUCGACGUGCGUGCUGCUGCUGCGGUACCAGCCGCGCACGAAAACCCUGGUGGAGCUGCUCCCUGAGUCGGUGCGCUCGCAGUGCCCUACGCCCAGCAGCGAGGCACCCCCGUCGAUGGUGCCCUCGCUUAGAGGACUGGGCCUGGGCUCUACGGGGCCACCCUUGGGCGCCUCCACCACCACCAUUCGCACCAAGAGGAGCAACCGCGUCCUGACGCCCGACAGCGACGACGACGAGCGGAGAG
Molecule: messenger RNA, 1345 nt
Organism: Dermacentor silvarum
Lineage: Eukaryota; Metazoa; Arthropoda; Arachnida; Ixodida; Ixodidae
Product: probable cationic amino acid transporter
Exons: 7
Biological process (GO): transmembrane transport; amino acid transport
Cellular component (GO): plasma membrane
Molecular function (GO): amino acid transmembrane transporter activity
Source: RefSeq, a predicted model, not a curated record